Nothobranchius furzeri (turquoise killifish) is the source of this 832-nucleotide messenger RNA. The record is from RefSeq and is a predicted model, not a curated record. Lineage: Eukaryota; Metazoa; Chordata; Actinopteri; Cyprinodontiformes; Nothobranchiidae.
AUGGACGUGACACUGGUGAUUCUUCUAGGUGUUCAGACAGUGGUGGGAGCGGGGUUUGCUGUCAUCUCACAAAACUCCUCAGAAGAGAUGCAAAACGUCUUCAAGAAACCAAAGAGUUCUAGGGGCCUUCAUUCAAACCCCUUUGGAGCCCAUCCAAAGACAGUAGAAGGUGUUCCUUGUGGAAUAAAGACAUCUUGGGUGGUCAAAAGAAGCCGCGUGACCGACUCUCCAUCCUUCCACAAGCAGCCGGACUUUUCCACACACUCAGCAGAACGCUGGUGUGAUCAUGUGGUUGAGGAGAAAGUGGACCGGGUCCUGGCUCCCCGUUUACAGCUGGAAGUGGGCUGCUCUGCUAUGUAUCAGUACACCACCCAGGGGUGGAGGCUGGACAUGGACAGGAUGCGCUCCAUGCACGGGGGCGAUGAUGGCAUCGCCCUAUAUUACAGACAACGGGGGAUGCAGGCUAGCUGUCUCUUGUACAAACCUCCAGAAACGGAGAGCCAGAUGGUUAACAGGACAGUACGGGCAUGCUGUGAAGGAUGGGGAGGACCUCAUUGCUCUCAAGGUGCGGGGGUACGUGGUCAGUGCUUCACCACGUGGAACUGUGUGGACUUCCCUGGUGUUCAUAACUCCUCACUCAUGCCCAUGGAGCAAUGCUGCAGCAGCCUGUGGGGGCUGAGCUGGAGAAAUGCCUCUGACCACACUUGUCUAAUCUGCACCUACACUUUGCUCUCAGGUUUGCUACCUUUAUAGCUGCUUUAUCACCCCACAGAAAUGUAGAUGUAUCACUGACUUUGAUGCAUUGCUCUGAGCUAAAUUAAGCUUACUUUUA